UGUUUAGUUUGUAUUUUAUUACUGUAUUGCUGUAUUUAUUAUUUUAAAUUAUUUUACAGACAUGCAGAGCACAGGAGCAUACAGUAACUCAAGUGAUAAUUUAUUUAAUUUUUCAAAGACUUUGAUUGAAAAAGUUCUCUUGUUGCAGGUCCUGGUUGGGAUUUUUCUCUGUAUAAACUGCUUGAUGAUUUUCACAUUUCUGAAAAAGGAUGUUUUUAGGGAAGAAACUCGGUACAUUUUGUUUGCACAAACCUUAUUUGUGGACUCUGCUCUUAUGCUGUUCACUGACUUGCUAGUGGUUGGAUCUUCCUAUCAGUAUGCCAUGCACAUAAUUCCUUGUAGUAUUGUUUGUACAUUUUUGACUUUUCUUUCCUCCUGUACCCCGUUCACUUUGGGCGCUAUGUGUCUGGAACGCUAUGUCGCUAUAUGCAUGCCUUUGAGACAUGCUGACAUCUCCACAGGCAGGACUAGAUUAUAUGGGAUUCUUAUCAUAUGGGGUAUCAGUUCUAUAAUUCCAUUGUUUACCUUUAUUGGAUAUUGGGCAUUUGUCCCAAGUACAGCACAGUACUCUUAUGCAGUGUGUGUUGUGGAGCUAAUGUUAGGGGAUGCAUGGCAGGCACAUGGGCGUUCUGUUCUUUUUGUCAUCCUUUUCCUUUUUUUGAUCAUUAUCAUUGUCUUCACCUACAUCAAGAUAAUGAUUGCAGCCCGAGCUGCUUCCUCUGAAAAGAAGAAAUCAACCAAUAAGAGUCUCAAAACUGUGCUGCUUCAUGCAUUUCAGUUGCUUCUGUGCAUAAUGCAGUUUUUAAACCCAUACAUAGAAAUGGCAUACUGGAAGGCUGAAGAUCAGAUGCUUCGGAAUAUAAAAUAUUCCUUGUUUAUUGUUUUUAACAUUGUACCACGUUGUCUUAGUCCAUUGAUAUAUGGUCUCAGAGAUGAAAAGUUUUUUUAUGUUUUAAAACAUUAUGCCAUGUGUGGCACAGACAGCCUCUUCUCACGAUUGCUUGAAAUCAAACAAAAGAAAAUAAGAUCUAUUUAAAAACAAGACUGGACAUAAUUAUUUAUUUAAGUGAUUAUUGUGGUGCCUUACUAAUGAUUCUGAUAAAAUAACAAUUCCUAUUUGCAUUAUAUAGAAUAAAUUGGGAUAUACUUGUCUAAAUAUAUAUUUUUCAUUGUGUUUUAGGCUUAUGGUGGAAAUGUGUUAUGGCUUGAAUGCUGAAUUGCUUCUGAAUGUCAUUUCACUGUUACUGUAUAGGGAAAAAAUAGUUUGUCAGUGUGUGUAAAUCAGAUGUUUUAUAAUUUGAUGUUUUUUAAAAUUGGGUGUCAUUACUUUUUAUUAUCAGUUUACCAAUCUGUGGGUUGUGUGUCCUUGAAUGUUGUUACUUUUGAGUAAAAUUAAUACACGGUAUUAUCAUUGAAUGCUGAUGGCACAGAGUUAAUAAAUGACUCUUAACUGUUAGAAUAAAUAAAAAGUGUAAAUGUUUGCUUGAGCAAAGAUAGAUGACAGGCAACAGCUUAAUAAUGUGGAGGCAAGUGUAAAAUCAAACUUUAAUUCUGACAAGACAGAAGUACUUGUAAUA
Molecule: messenger RNA, 1577 nt
Organism: Tachysurus fulvidraco (yellow catfish)
Lineage: Eukaryota; Metazoa; Chordata; Actinopteri; Siluriformes; Bagridae
Product: odorant receptor 131-2-like
Exons: 1
Coding region: 62-1036 (324 amino acids)
Biological process (GO): G protein-coupled receptor signaling pathway
Cellular component (GO): membrane
Molecular function (GO): G protein-coupled receptor activity
Source: RefSeq, a predicted model, not a curated record